Molecule: messenger RNA, 2757 nt
Organism: Dermacentor silvarum
Lineage: Eukaryota; Metazoa; Arthropoda; Arachnida; Ixodida; Ixodidae
Product: ubiquitin-conjugating enzyme E2 Z
Exons: 7
Coding region: 111-989 (292 amino acids)
Biological process (GO): negative regulation of apoptotic process
Cellular component (GO): nucleus
Molecular function (GO): ubiquitin conjugating enzyme activity; cysteine-type endopeptidase inhibitor activity
Source: RefSeq, a predicted model, not a curated record
AAGGAAGAAAGAGGGGAAAGAAUCGGAGUGGAGAGAAGGGGUACUAUGUAAGGUGGCAUGCGUUUGACGAGGACUGUGUCCGAGACGUUUUGAACAUCUCUCAUCGCACGAUGUCGACCGUGGUGGAACAGGCGCUGGAACAUGCGCUGGAACAAGAUUCGCAGGCGAAGGCAGCGCGCAACCCGCCGAACUUCUGGGACCCCAUCUCGUAUGAAUUCGAGGAGCCGACCCCGCAAUGUCUUCUCAGGGCUAAACGUGACAUUAUGGACAUCUACACCCAGCCUCCCCCUGGAGUUUUCAUUGCACCAGAGGAAAACAACAUAACCAAGAUCCAUGCAUUGGUGCUGGGGCCCUUUGACACUCCGUACGAGGGUGGCUUCUUCCACUUCAUCAUGAAGUGCCCACCAGACUACCCAAUUCAGCCCCCGCGGGUCCGACUGAUGACCACAGACGGAGGCAGGGUGCGCUUCAAUCCGAACCUCUACAACAAUGGCAAAGUCUGUCUCAGCAUCCUGGGGACAUGGGUUGGACCAGCUUGGAGUCCUGCACAGUGCAUAGCAAGUGUGUUGGUCUCCAUUCAGUCACUGAUGACGGAGAAUCCCUACUACAAUGAGCCUGGAUAUGAAUCGGAAAGAUGGCCAGGCGAGGCAGCUCGGUACAACACCAUCAUACAGCACGAGACGAUCCGGGUGGCCGUUUGCAACACUGUUGAAGCCUGUCUCCAGGGUAAUUCUCCAUGCCCAGCACCUCUCAGGGAAGUGAUCCUGAAGUCUUUCCCCGACUUCUACAACACGUACGAGAAUGUGGUAAAGAGCCAUCUGCACUUGUCCGGUUCCCCAAUGAACGAUCCAUUUGGUGACAAGAGGGGGACGUACCAGUUCUCUACGCUGCUCACGCGACUGCAGAGCUUAAACGAGCAGGUCAAGAAGAAAAAUGAGGCUGCCAACAAGAAAGAGAAGAAGGAAAAGAAGGAGAAAAAGGAGAAGUGAUUGCUUUGUGUUUGGCCCUUGCUGCACUGCGUUGGCUACAGACAAACUUGGUACAUUCUUUUUGUCCUCCACGACUGCUUGGUGGAGGGCUUUCUGUCUCUCUUUUUUUUUUUUUGUUCCACGAUUGAGCAAAAGUCUACGGUAACGGCUGUGCAACAUGGCCAUCAGAAAUGAUGUACACUGUCAUUCAUUUUAGUUUCUGGUGAUAUUUCUGUACACAGUGUGGCCACUUCUGUAGUAGUGUGAAACAUUGUGCUAGUCUGUUGGAGUUUUCGUUAGGGGAGAUAACAGGUGGGAGUGAGGACAUCGAGCGGUAUGGUAAUAGCUGUUGCAAAAUUGUUGUGCAGGGAAUGUGAACAUUCUGCAGAGCAUUGAGCGCAUCUGGCAAGAUACACAACAGUGCUCACCGUGAGCCAACUGGCCCCAGCCAUUUUACGUUUUUAGUAGGACAUUGCAUUUAGUGUCUGCUGCUCAGUUAGGUAUGGUUUGCGUCAUUGUCAUAAACGUUGCUGAGGCAGAAGCAAUAAUUUCUUUUUUAAGGCACUUCUGUCUCUUUUCCAAAUGAUGGACCACUCUCUGCAUGCAACUGCCUUUACUUUCUCCAAGUACGUUUGCUAAACAUUUGAUGUGGGCAUCAAAAACAGAAAAUAAGGCAACACUACUUGAAUGGGGAAUACUGUACGAGCAGCAUGACAAACAGUCGCAAGGGUUUUAACUUGCAUUUCCAUGGGGUUGUUUGUGUUACUAGAUGGCAACAGCCCGUGAAGAUUCCUUGAGCCCCAACUACGUGGAGUGGCUUUCCGGGCAUCAAGUCAGCAUUGCACUGCCCACUGUCAGUUCAAGGUUGUUCACUUGCACCUGGAGUGGUGCAGGUCUGUGAAUGGUGGUGAAUCAAGUUCACAACCUUCCUCGCUCUGGUUACCGCCCUAUAAACUAAAACUAACAUCGAUUCAGAACAUGCAUCUAGUUCUGUGUUUGGGACUUUAAUACACGUCAUUGACUGCCAAGCCUCCUUGGCGUACAUCGCAUUCAUUGUGUUUAUUCAUUGUGUCUAGUCCCCAGCUAGUGUCGCUCUUUGUCCUCAUGUUAUUUGUUAAUACAUUAACUGCACAUGUUAAACGAUCACUCAGAUUAAUUUUUUUCUGGUUUCUGAUGUGUUCCUAGGGAGGAAGUCUCAUAUAAUCGCUGCAUUGCAGCCAGGAACCCAGACGUUAGCGAGGCAUGCAAGUUGCAUGUGAAAGGUAUCCAUUUGUUCCAAAGGUAUUUAGCCCAUCACAACUUUGGCUGACAUGGAUGUUCGAGACCUUUUAUCAUCACUGAAGUUACAUGUACUGGCUUAAUUCGAGCAUAUUUAGUACAGCUGCAUACCUUGUAGAGUUUCUACAAGCAGGCCAGCACUACAAAACAGGAAUAUAUUGACGAGGCCUUCGAACCUCCAUUAUGGCUGCGGUGGUGCUGGGAUGCUUUUUCUUGGAACUGGUGGUGCAUAGAUACUGUACAGUUAACUUCAGUGUAAGAGAAGUUUUGUUGUCGUUGCAGGUUGUGAGGAGUUGCUUUUGAAACAGCAAUGUGCCAGGGCACACCGUGUUUAAAUGUUGCACAAGAACGUCUGUGUUUACAUAUUGCAUAAGAAUUUGCACAUGUACGUGUGAUUUGGUCUUGUGUGGUGUAGUUGCUUUUGCCUUGCUUGUAUAUUGCCACUAUAUGUCAAAAGAUCUGAAUUGUUGAAAUUGACUUCAUGCAUAAUAAAGAUAUCAAUUAAAAAUGA